Messenger RNA from Musa acuminata AAA Group (dessert banana), 1725 nucleotides. RefSeq names its product ALA-interacting subunit 1. Gene Ontology annotation, cellular component: plasma membrane; Golgi apparatus; endoplasmic reticulum. The record is from RefSeq and is a predicted model, not a curated record. The transcript is spliced from 8 exons. NCBI's taxonomy places the organism in Eukaryota, Viridiplantae, Streptophyta, Magnoliopsida, Zingiberales, Musaceae. The coding region runs from base 373 to 1428 and encodes 351 amino acids.
CGUCGGCGAAGCGGUCACCAAUCUUCCAGGACAGGGGAGCGGAAUGCUUGGUACUUGAAGUUGGGUCUCCAGAAGCCACCGUGUUGACCUCUCUGGGUUUGGAAGACGUCUUCUUUGCCGGCCGAAGACGGGAAGAGGGAGGAAGGUGCUGCUUCUUCCGUUCUUUGUCCUUCCACAGUCAAACAAAGACGCGAUCGAGAGAUAUAGAGAGAGAGAGAGAUUGGUACUAGUAGGAGGAGGAGUUUUACGGGGAAUCGACAGCUUUAUUGUGUUCUUGAAGGUUUUUGAAGCGAUCGAUCGUUAUAGUUUCAGAUCUCAAAAUCCGACCUUUCGUUGUAUAUCGAGGAGGCUCUUCCGAGCGUGUCUGUUGGGAUGAACAACGUCAACGGUUCCGUGGUCGGUUCCAGCUCCGGAUCUGGGGAUGGAUCAGCUCCCAGGAGGAACUCCAAGCGGCCUAAGUAUUCAAGGUUUACGCAGCAGGAGCUGCCAGCAUGCAAACCUAUUCUUACUCCAAAAUGGGUGAUAUCUGUAUUCACUCUCAUCGGUGUCGUAUUUGUUCCGAUUGGCGUUGCAUCACUAAUGGCCUCCAAUGAUGUUGUCGAGAUUGUGGACCGAUAUGAUAAUGUCUGCGUGCCUCUGAACAUGACUAAUGACAAGGUUGCGUAUAUUCAGAAUAAUGAAACAGACAAAUCCUGCACAAGAAUGCUUGAGGUGCCCAAACACAUGAGUCAGCCUAUUUACGUGUACUAUCAACUUGAUAACUUCUACCAGAACCAUAGGAGGUACGUGAAGAGCCGAAAUGAUGCACAAUUGAGAAAGAAGAGUCAGGAAAAUGAAACAAGUGGCUGUGAUCCAGAAAAAAGGACAAAAGAUGGUGCUCCAAUUGUUCCAUGUGGUCUCAUAGCAUGGAGUUUGUUCAAUGACACAUAUAUCUUUGCCAUUGGAAACAAAAAUUUGACCGUGAACAAGAAGGGGAUUUCUUGGAAGAGUGACAGGGAUCACAAGUUUGGAAAGGAUGUCCUUCCAAAGAACUUCCAAAGUGGCCCUCUUAUAGGUGGUGGAAAACUUGACGCUACAAAACCUUUAAGUGAGCAGGAAGACCUCAUUGUCUGGAUGCGCACUGCUGCUCUUCCAACAUUUAGGAAAUUGUAUGGGAAGAUUGAGCAGGAUCUGAAUGCGGGUGAUGUCAUUACUGUUACAUUAGAGAACAAUUACAACACAUACAGUUUCAGUGGCAAGAAGAAAUUGGUGCUUUCCACAUCAAGUUGGCUUGGUGGAAAAAAUGACUUUCUUGGCAUUGCUUAUCUGGCUGUUGGAGGGUUAUGCUUCUUUUUAGCUGUGGCCUUCACUAUCGUGUAUUUGGUAAAACCUAGGAAGCUUGGUGAUCCUUCAUACUUGUCAUGGAAUAGAAAUCCUGCCGGCCACUAAGCUUUCAGGGCUCGUCAAAUUAUAUGACAUCCUGCAUCUUUUGUCUCCGUGUUUAAGUCACAUGUCAUCAACUGUCAGGAGCAAGAUUUUGUGCGGAAAUCAUAAGUGACUCAAUGCAUGUAUCAUUAACUAAAGUAACUAUUCCAUUCUUUUAGUUCUGUGAUCAUCAUUCUGUAUGUUGGCAUGCUCGUACUGCCAACCCUUCCAUUGUGUGGGUUGUGUGAAAACUAUGUCUUGGGGUGUAACAACAACAUUAUCUCUUUCUUAUUUUUUCGUUAUAUCAGGAAAAUUCCUUCA